CGGCCGGGUGACUGGCCUCAUAAAUCCCCCUUCCCAUAUUUAGCACCAUUUCAUUUAUUUCCACUUGAUUCUAUUGGUGUCCGCAGCAGACAGGAGCGACCCUUAUGCCCUCGCUGUGCUGUCUGCUGGCCGAAGGGAAUUUAGUUGUGGGGCAGUGGAGUUGCUCCUGCUGAUGCCUGGGUACCCCGCGUUCCUGGGGAUCCCCGAUCCCCAGAAGAGGGGGCUGAGAGACACAGGAAUGGGUUUGGCUUCCGAGGCUCUCCCAGAUCCUCUGGCCGCGGCAUGGCCGUGGGCUGGGCUGGGGAUCCCAUGAAUGGACGAUUCCAGUGCAGGGCGUGGAGGAAGGCUGGGGAGAGGGACCCAGACCCGAGUGUGGUGUUCCAGAGCCCUUUCCUGCCUUUCUCCUGGUCAUCCAUGGCCACAGCUUUUUAUGGAUCAAGAGUCCCCUCCCACCCCUGCCUGGGCUGCAGCUUUAUUGCUGAGAUCUCAGACUCUUGCCACGCAAUUUCACGCCUCUCUGCUUUUGCUCCUGCUGUUCCCUCAGCCAAAUGCCUUCCUCAUUGUCCCUGUUUUUCCACAACCUCCUCAUUCUUCAAGGCCCAACUCGGAUGCCACACUUCCUACGUGCAGCCUCCCCAAGCCCUCUUGUCACUUGCUUCUUCGUCCAUGGGUGCCUUGCCCUGCACCUGUGCCUCCCUUCAGCCUUUGUGGCUGGCUCUACAUAGGGCUUUGCCUCCCAGAGAACAGAGGUAGAGCAGAUACUUCCCUGCCCCCUGUCCCCUGCCCCCACUGGGCUUGGCACAGGGCUUGGCACCUUGUGGUAAGUUUGGUUAGUUGAAUAAAAGGGGUUUUGUAAGGGCCUUUAGCCAGGCAAUCUGCAAAGCUUACAAUUUGGCCACUCAGGCAAAUAGCUCUGUGCUCUUGAGUGGUAGAGACCCCUGGGUGGGUCUCCUCUCCCUCCUCCUCUUCCUCCUUCUCCCUGAUGACCCUCCCCACCCCCCAAGUCUGGGGAGGACUUUGCCCCUUCCCUUCCCCUCAGACCAGCAUUCUUUCCCUGCCAUUAUCAUCCUGUUAAACAGAGGGGCCAGUCAGGAUCCAUAUGGAUCACAUUAACAAUUGCUUAUUAUCUGGGCAAGACUCCCCCUACUCUCCACCCCUAGCUCCUACUGCUGCAGUUGCUGGACCUUGAGGAGUCCCCCUCCCCUCCCCCCACCAUCGGUCAGUCGGGGAGGGCAAGGGACAGGCUGGACUCCCUUACCCUCCCUGUGCCUUUUAGCAGAACUUUGCUUCUUCUUGACUUGGCAGUUAAUGACUCCUUUACCCGAUUUAAUGAAAACCAGGUUCCUCACAGGAGCACAGUUCAGGGAGGUUCCAGGGCUGCAGCAGGGAGAGGUGGACUUCAGAUCCUGGUGCACCUGUGGUCUGCAACACUGAGAGCCCCUGACGGCCAGUGGAUGGAGGCUGCGGGCUGGGGGACCCACACUAGACUGACUGUGGGGUGUCCUGGCAUCUUCUGGGAUCUUAGCCUUGGACUGGCUUCCUUCUGGGAGCUGGCAGGCUAGUGAGGAGUGAAAGAGAUCAGGACAGAAGAUCCUGCAAGGCUCUGUGGCAUUGGGUCCCCAGCCUGUCCAUGCAGUCUAAGAAGCAAGAAAUCUGCUCGGGCUUCCUGGAUGGCAGGAGUUGGCAAUGAAGGACAGGGAGAGGAAUUUAUGUUUAAAUGUGAAUAGGCCAAGAAUACUAGGGAUGGAAGGGGCCUUCAAGAUUACUCAGUCUUGGGGUCCAUAAUUUUUUGAUUUACAGAGCCCUUGGAGGAACUGGUGAAAGUCAUCCCUAGAAAUCUCCAUUUCCAUUCAUUGACACAAGGCUCUGCAUUCUGCUUUAGAAGCUCUGUCGAAGAUGCACUGGACACCUGAACACGCCCAGCCCCUCAACCAGUGGCCAGAGCAGCACUUGGACGUCUCCUCCACCACUCCGUCGCCGGCCCACAAGUUGGAGUUGCCCCCUGGGGGUCGCCAGCGCUGCCACUACGCUUGGGCACACGAUGACAUCUCUGCCCUCACUGCCUCCAACCUCCUCAAGCGCUACGCAGAAAAGUACUCGGGGGUCCUGGACUCGCCCUACGAGCGCCCCACCGUGGGCGGCUACGGCGACGCCACCUUCCUCAACGGAGCCAAAGGGGACCCUGAGCCCUGGCCUGGGCCAGAGCCACCCUAUCCCUUGGCCUCACUCCACGAGGGCCUCCCAGGAACCAAGUCGGGCAGUGGGGGCGGCUCCGGGGGUCUCGGAGGCUCCCCUGUUUUAGCCGGGAACCUGCCGGAACCCCUCUACGCCGGCAAUGCAUGCGGGGGCCCGUCGGCGGCGCCCGAGUAUGCGGCGGGCUACGGCGGGGGAUACCUGGCCCAAGGCUACUGCGCGCAGACGGGCGCCGCGCUGCCCCCGCCGCCCCCGGCCGCGCUGCUGCAGCCGCCGCCCCCGCCCGGGUACGGCCCCUCGGGGCCUCUGUACAACUACCCUGCGGGGGGCUACGCGGCGCAGCCCGGCUACGGCGCUCUCCCGCCGCCCCCGGCGCCGCCCCCGGCCCCCUACCUGACCUCGGGCCUGCCCGCGCCUACGCCCCUGCCCCUGCCCGCGCCCGCCCCGCCGCGGCCGGCGCCCACCUCCUACAGCUUCCAGACGGCCGCUCCGGGCGCGGAGGCCGGAGUGUCGCUGAAGCGCAAAGCCGCCGACGACGGGGCAGAGGGCCGCUACCGCAAGUACGUUUACGAGCCCGCAAAGGCCGCGGCCGACGGCGCCUCCUAUCCCGCCGCGGACAGCAGCGAGUGUCGGGGCAACGGGUUCCGGGCAAAGCCUCUGGGAGCCGCAGAGGAGGCGUCGGGCAAGUACGGUGGCGGCGUCCCCCUCAAGGUCCUGAGCUCCCCAGUCUACGGCCCGCAACUCGAGCCCUUUGAAAAGUUCCCGGAGAGGGCCCCGGUGCCAGCUUCUCGCGGGGGCUUCGCGGUGCCGUCGGGGGAGCCACCCAAAGGUGUGGACCCGGGGACCCUAGAGCUGGUGACCAGCAAGAUGGUGGACUGCGGGCCUCCGGUGCAGUGGGCAGAUGUGGCAGGCCAGGGCGCGCUCAAGGCGGCGCUGGAAGAGGAGCUGGUGUGGCCCCUGCUGAGGCCGCCCGCCUACCCCGUCAACCCGCGCUCGCCGAGGACAGUCCUGCUCUUCGGGCCCCGGGGCGCGGGCAAAGCGCUGCUGGGGCGCUGCCUCGCCACGCAGCUGGGCGCCACGCUGCUGCGCCUGCGCGGUGUGACCCUGGCUGCUCCCGGCGCCGCCGAGGGCGCGCGCCUCCUGCAGGCCGCCUUCGCGGCUGCGCGCUGCCGCCCGCCCGCAGUGCUCCUCAUCAGCGAGCUGGACGCGCUGCUCCCGGCCCGGGACGACGGCGCGGCUGCCGCGGGCGCGCUGCAGGUGCAGCUCCUGGCCUGCCUGGACGGCAGCUGCGGCGCGGGGGCCGACGGUGUGCUGGUCGUAGGCACCACGUCGCGGCCCUCGGCUCUGGACGAGGCGACCCGCCGGCGCUUCGCUCUCCGCUUCUACGUGGCGCUGCCCGACAGCCCGGCCCGUGGGCAGAUCCUGCAGCGGGCGCUGGCCCAGCAGGGCUGCGUGCUCAGCGAGCCGGAGCUCGCGGCCCUGGUGCAGGGCACCCAGGGCUUCUCCGGGGGCGAACUAGGGCAGCUGUGCCAGCAGGCAGCGGCCGGGGCGGGCCUCCCGGGGCUGCAGCGCCCCCCCUCUUACAAGGACUUAGAGGCGGCGCUAGCCAAAGUGGGCCCUAGAGCCUCCCCCAAGGAGCUGGACUCGUUCGUGGAGUGGGACAAGAUGUACGGCUCUGGACACUGAUGGCGCGCGGGGAGGCUGCGGGAGCCGCCGCUCCUCCCUCCCGGCCUCCUCCACUUAGGAGGGCGGUCAUUGACCUAACCCGGCUGGGAGGGUGCCUGCCCAAGUGGUAAAUUGGUGAAUGUGGGUGAGGGACGGGAGGGCUCUGCCGGUGGAUUUUUUUUUUUUUUUGUGGGAGGGAAAAGGCUUCUGCCAGGCAGAUACAUGCCAUAUGCACCGUGUACUCAGGUUUUUCCUAUUUAUUGUGGAUGGGAAGCUCGCCAUCUCUGCCCUGCAGACGGGGCAGUCCUGGCAUAGGCUGGCACCUGGAGCCUCAGGAACUCCUGCUCUCUUGCCACAAUUCUUUUGUCUCCACUAUCUGAAUGGCACCCUCCUCCUCCCCUCUCUCUCCACCCCUUUGCAUUCGCUUAGUUUUCUCUCCCUGUUGCUUUGUCACUGCCACUUACCCCCAUGCUGGCCCUGUUUCUUUUUUGCUC
Molecule: messenger RNA, 4352 nt
Organism: Microcebus murinus (gray mouse lemur)
Lineage: Eukaryota; Metazoa; Chordata; Mammalia; Primates; Cheirogaleidae
Source: RefSeq, a predicted model, not a curated record